AAUAAAUAGUGAAAUAUGUAAGAAAUUUCUAAACCUUUUCUGGAAAGAUCUCCUUGCCUAAAUCGGAAAUAUCUGAUUUCCUUACUUGGAACUAUCUAGUUGCCUCAAAUUGACGUGGUCAACGCUUUUCAUCGAAAAGAACCUGCAGUCGUCAAUAAAUGACGCAUGCAAUCUCUUGAAGAUUCCUCCUUUGCUUAUCCGGUCAUAUAUUGACGACCUCGCUGGAUUUGUAAGCUGUUUUACCGAUCACGUUCUACUGCGAUGAGUUGCUUGUGAUCGAUUGACGAGAUGAAGUAUAAAACCCACAACUCCCAGUCCCUAAACAUAUCUUUUUCUACAUUCCUAAACUACCAGCAGACAGAACUUCACACUUCGUUAUUAAAACCAAAAACAGUACAAAGUUACAUUAUUUUACUUCCAGACUUCUCCGAUCAUGACUGAAACACGCCUUUUCCAGCCGUUGAAAAUAGGCAACAUGGAAAUAAAGCAUCGGAUCGCGAUGGCUCCGCUCACUCGCCUGCGAGCAACCGAUGAGCGUGUGCCGACACCUCUGAUGAAGAUGUACUACAGCCAACGGGCUUCUACUCCUGGCACUUUGAUUAUUGCUGAGGGCACUUUGAUAUCACCUUCAGCCGCCGGCGGAUUCUCCAACACGCCCGGAAUAUGGAGUGAAGAACAAGUUGCUGCCUGGAGAACAAUCACUGAUGAAGUCCAUCGGAAAGGCUGUUUCAUAUUCUGUCAAAUAUUUGCAAUGGGUCGUGCUGCAAAGGUUGAAGUGGCUAGAAAAGAGGGUGUGAACAUCAUGGGACCCAGCGCCAUUCCAAUUGAAGAAGGCGCCGCGAUACCACAGCCUAUGACCAUUGCAGAGAUCAAGAAAACAAUUGAAGAGUUCGUGACUGCCUCGGAGAAUGCUAUUCGCGCAGGCUUUGAUGGAGUCGAGUGCCACGGUGCGAACGGCUACCUUGCUGAUCAGUUUCUUCAAGAUGUGAGCAACGAGCGCCAAGACGAGUAUGGUGGGAGCGUGGAAAAUAGGUCUCGCUUUCUCCAUGAGAUCUUGAAGGCCGUUGCCCGUGCUAUUGGCCCUAAGCGUGUUGGCAUUCGCCUCAGCCCGUGGAGUGUAUUCCAGGGCAUGAGGAUGGAGAACCCCAUCCCACAAUUUGCCGAUAUCAUUGACAAAGCUAACCGGUUAAAUCUGGCGUAUCUUCACUUGGUCGAGUCAAGGGUAUCUGGGAGCGAGAAUUACGAAUGCAAAGAGCGGCUAGAUUUUGCAUACAGGCUCUGGGAUGGGCCUUUGCUGGUCGCUGGUGGAUACAGGCCGGCAGAUGCACUCAAACUGGUUGAGGAAGAAUAUCCAAACAAGGACAUUGUUGUCGUUUUUGGGCGAAACUUCAUUUCAAACCCUGAUCUGGUGUAUCGAAUCAAGAAGGGCCUUGAACUUAGUGCGUACGAACGCCGGACUUUCUAUACUAUCGGUUCCGCUGAAGGUUAUGUAGAUUACCCAUUUAGCGCAGAAUACUUAGCGUGUGAGCUUGUUUAGAUUUAUUCGGUCUAUAAUAUACACAUUUUAAACCUUUAGUCUAUUAAGGCUCUAGGAACAGGCACGGUUAUAACCCCAGAUAGACAAGAAAUUCUACAGGGGGCUAAUCCUCCAACAAGUGCAUUUAAAGACGAAUAUCGAUGGUCAGCCCUGAUAGAAGUGUAGAAUCAGAAGGAGAUAGAGGAUCGUGGCAGGGAUAAGAUUUAUUUUGUAUUAAGACCUGGGGAUGCUUCAACUUAGGAGAACCUGAAGAUCAUAUAAUACCAGCCAUCAACUCCUCCGAUA
Messenger RNA from Paecilomyces variotii, 1822 nucleotides. RefSeq lists its product as hypothetical. The record is from RefSeq and is a predicted model, not a curated record. The transcript has a single exon. Gene Ontology annotation, molecular function: NADPH dehydrogenase activity; FMN binding. NCBI's taxonomy places the organism in Eukaryota, Fungi, Ascomycota, Eurotiomycetes, Eurotiales, Thermoascaceae. The coding region runs from base 434 to 1537 and encodes 367 amino acids.